This is a messenger RNA of Dipodomys spectabilis (banner-tailed kangaroo rat), 1025 nucleotides long. RefSeq names its product protein phosphatase 1 regulatory inhibitor subunit 14B (gene Ppp1r14b). Gene Ontology annotation, cellular component: cytoplasm. Gene Ontology annotation, biological process: innate immune response; regulation of phosphorylation. Bases 301 to 744 code for a protein of 147 amino acids. Gene Ontology annotation, molecular function: protein serine/threonine phosphatase inhibitor activity. NCBI's taxonomy places the organism in Eukaryota, Metazoa, Chordata, Mammalia, Rodentia, Heteromyidae. The record is from RefSeq and is a predicted model, not a curated record. The transcript has 4 exons.
AGAAAGCGGCGGCGGCGGCGGCGGCGGCGGCGGCGCGGCGGCGGCUCGGGCGGCGGCCGCGGGGGACAAAGGGCGGGCGGAUCGGGGAGGGGGCGGGGCGCGGCCAGGCCAGGCCCGGGGGCUCCGCAGGCUGCAGCUGCCCCCGGGCGCCCCCGCCGCCGCCCGAGCCGCACGGAGCGGAGCUCCAGCGCACACGCGAGCGGGCGAGCGGGGCGGGCGGCCCGGAGCCGGCCGGCGGGCGUCCGGGAGGCGGCGGCGCAGGGAGGGGCCCGGCGCGCGCACGUGGCCCCGGCGGCCGCCAUGGCGGACAGCGGCCCCGCGGGGGGCGCGGCGUUGGCAGCCCCGGCUCCCGGGCCGGGCAGUGGCGGUCCCGGGCCCCGCGUGUACUUUCAGAGCCCCCCUGGGGCCGCAGGUGAAGGCCCGGGCGGAGCGGACGACGAGGGCCCGGUGAGGCGGCAGGGGAAGGUCACCGUCAAGUACGACCGCAAGGAGCUGCGGAAGCGCCUCAACCUGGAGGAGUGGAUCCUGGAGCAGCUCACGCGCCUCUACGACUGCCAGGAAGAGGAGAUCCCAGAGCUGGAGAUCGAUGUGGACGAACUCCUAGACAUGGAGAGCGAUGAUACCCGGGCUGCCAGGGUCAAGGAGCUGUUGGUUGACUGUUACAAACCCACUGAGGCCUUCAUCUCUGGCCUGCUGGACAAGAUCCGGGGCAUGCAGAAGCUGAGCACACCCCAGAAGAAGUAAGGGUCCCUGACCCAGGUGAACCGGAUGGUGGCUCCCACAGGACAAUCGCUGCCCCCUGACCUCGUAGCAACAGCAAUACCAGGGAACCCUGCAGCCAGGCCUGGUGCUUUGAGCAGGGCUCCCUCUGUGCCCCUGGCCUAGGGGCGUCUUCCCUUGCCCCCUCAGUUUUCCACUUUUGGGGUUUUUUAUUGUUAUUAAACUGAUGGGACUUUUUGUGUUUUUAUAUUGACUCUGCGGCGCGGGCCCUUUAAUAAAAGUAGGAUAUGCCUUUGAGCAGCUCA